AACAUAUAAGGAAGUAGACAUCUAACACAUAAGUAUGGAGAGCCCGGAGUUAACUUUUAGUCUAGCAUACAUAGUAUUCUCUCUGUGCUUCGUGUUUACCCCCAACGAGUUCCGCUCGGCCGGUUUGACCAUCCAGAAUCUAUUUUCGUCCUGGCUGGGGAGUGAGGACUUGGGCUUCAUCCAGUACCACGUCAGGAGGACCAGUAUCACCAUACUGGUCCACUCCGCACUGCCGCUAGGUUACUACAUGGGGAUGUGUAUCGCUGCUCCUGAAAAAAACCUGGCAUACAUCCACCAGGUGAGUGAAAGCUGGAGAGCAUUUCUCCUCCUCUCUCUCUGCCUCCAGUUGGCCAGCUGGACACUCGUCAUCUACUGGUCCCGCCAUCACUGGCACAACCAUCCGAUCAGCCGGGCCCUGCAGGCCCACAUACAGCCCCCUCACUCCAACUGGGGCUCUGUAGCAUCCAGUAUCAACACUGAGUUCAGACGUAUAGAUAAGUUUGCUACAGGGGCACCUGGAGCCAGAGUUAUUGUUACUGACAGCUGGGUUUUAAAGGUGACCACCUAUUACAUCUACAUGGCCUUACAGAGUGAAUGUCAUGUGACAGUGACGGAGUCCAGACAACACCAACUGAGUCCGGACUCGGCUGCCCCCACACAGAUCUUGACCCUGAGAGUGGACAGCAUUAACCCUGCUGUCAGACCCUUUGAUAUCAGGCUCAACUCUACAGAGUAUGCAGAGCUCAGGGAGAAGCUCCAUGCUCCCAUCAGAAACUCUCCCAAUGUAGUGAUCCACCAAACCAUGAGUGAACUCUUCUUAGAAACAUUUCGAGCUCAAGUGGAACUCAAUCAACCGUACACCCCCCCCAGUGGACAGGAGAUAGAGCCCUGUAUCGGCUGUAUGCAGGUUCCAGCAAGCACCAAGCUGGUGAGAUUGUGCCACACAGAAGGAGCUGAUAAUGAGUCAGAGUGCCAGCAGUGUUUCUGCAGACCGAUGUGGUGUCUGUCCUGUCUGGGUCGAUGGUUUGCCAGCCGCCAAGACCAGCAAAGACCUGAGACCUGGUUGUCCAGCAGGGUCCCCUGCCCAACCUGUCGAGCCAAAUUCUGUAUACUGGACAUCUGUGUGGUCCACUGACGCCUCAUACGUGCAGAUCCAAACAGACUUUAUCCUCUUAAACCCCUGAAAGAGAAGCAGUGGACAGGACUUUGGACUGAACUUAGUUAUGUACCUGCUUAUUGUAUGCUUUCAGUAAGGAGUGAUUGUUCAGAAUAAUGAUUGGUUCUGAAUACAUACAUAGUAUAUAGUAGCCUGAUCAAUGUUAUACUUUGGGAGGUGUUCUUGUUUGGUGUUUACCCCAAGUCAGAUAAGAGGGAUAAUAUCAGUUACUAAAAGACAACCAGGAUGUGUUAUGCUGGGUUCAGACUACACAAUAUCAGCCCGAUGCGGCCGUUGUAUGGUGCACGCUUAGAUCCUGAACGACAAUGAGUGUCAUACGUGAUGAUCCAUAGUUUUAUCCUGUGUAGUGUGUUAUAGUAAAUGGCAACUGACUCAACGUCUGGGACACAUCACGACUUCUCAACAGGAAGUCUAGCAUGUUUGAUUUUCUUUUUGUCUUCCACAACUUCUCCUGUCAUAGCCAUCACUUUGACCAAUAGAAACGCAGAGCGAUCUGCUGCUGUGGACAACAGUAUGUCAAGAGAAAAAUGAGGUUGUGAAACAGCAGAAGCGCUUUAGCAACCUGGUGAGCACUCAUAAUGAAGGAUAUAAAGAAAUAAAAUUCACUAAUAGCGGUGGACCUUUAACUCUCUACGAGAGUACCAGCUUCAUUUGACACAGACUACAUAAGAAACAGGUGGUUAUUUUCAGACACAGGCCUUUAUUUCUCAUUCCUUCUGUAUUUCUCUAUUUUUACUUUCAAUCGGCUCCCAUUUGCCCUGUUAAAUUGAAUGUAUUGCACAGUCAUUUCAAACUCAACACUUCUUGUAUCCGUUUAAAUUUAAAAACCCCUAAUCAUUUCAGUUGAGAGAAUCCUUUCAUAUCAUAAAAAAGACUUCUAUUGUGAAACAUUUGCAGCAGCUUGUUGUGGAGGAUUCAGUGAGGAUUCAGCAUAGUUUGCAUGUGGUACUUCAAAUGUAGCUCCUUCCUUCUGGUGACAGUUUUUAUGUUACUUCUAUAACAGUUCAGCUGGGACGUGAACAGUUACAGUGAAUGAAAUAACAGUAACCAGCAAUGAUUGGUCAUGGACCAGCAUGUAGCCUGUCAAGUCUGUAGGCCAAGUCACAGCAAGAUUUUAUGACUCCCCAAUCGCCUUAUCUGACAUAACGACUGUCUGAACGGACAGAAAUGUCGUGUAGUGUGAACCCAGCAUUAGCUUAGCAGAAAGACUGACUGCAUUUAAAACAGACUCACUCCUGCUCAAAAUAUAAAAGCAGCCUUUAGCAGCUGGCAGGUGAUCACAUCUCUUGAGCAGGAAUAGCCAGUCAGACACAAGAAAUGAACUUACGUCUGCAUUAUCAUUUAUUCUGUAAAAAAUCCUCUGAUGUUCUCACUGAUAAUGUUAUCCUGCACACAUCAUUUUGUUCAAAUAGCAAUAUGCAGGUUGGAGACCCACUGAAACAGUUCAUAUGGAAAUGAUAAAGAAACAGAUUUUUGUAAAGUAAAAAAAACCAUCAAUACCACAGCAGUGUCUGGAGUGGUUUUUAUAAGGUAUUUUUAUGUGCACCUCAAAAAAAACAAGUUGGACCUGAUGUCUCGUUAGGGAGAUAGACCAAAGUAGGUGACGUUUAACAACAGGAAAUCUAGAUCCUAGUGUUAGUUUUGACACAGAAGAGGCUGUAAAUAUGUAUAAAUAUGUAUAUGACAGAGCAGAGCUUUAUAAUUAUGAGCCUGCCACAUGUCAAAGACACCAGGAACAGAGAAGCAUCUGGAGAAGUAUGGACUAUCUGCACAGCAGGACGGGUGUCUUGACAGGUGCUAAUGAUAGCUAAUGCAGUGUUCACAUCAUAACAUUGUUAGGUUAACUGUCACAUUGCAUAGGAAAACUAGUACAGGUUUUCUAACAGUGGCAGGAGUAUUAAUACAUAUGCAUGAUAGGAACUGUAAUGCCAAGUGUCACCUUGUAUCAGUAGUUUCUUACACUGUCCUAGAUGCAUUGCAGUUCAGACAGUAAGCCACUUUCUGCAACACAAAUCUAAGAGUUUACUACACCACCAAAACUCAAAGCACAAGAUCAGAACUUUUUCAAAUAUGCGUGUGAAUGUACCAAAUGUAAAUGGUUAAAAAACAGUGGACCCAUUUAAAACUAAAAAGAACUACUUUGGAAUAAAGCUGCUCAAUCCUCGAUGCUAGAUAUUAAAUCAAUAUAAAUAUAAGCAUGACUAAAUAGUGAACGUUCUCAAAGAUGUCCUGCAUUGUUGAGAAUGUUACUCAGUCCCUGGCCCAUGGCCUAACUGUUAACCAGAAUUCAUGGAAAUCUCUAAGCAGGUUUUAGAGAAAUCUCACAAAUGAACAAGUGACUGAGUGUGUAAGCUCUGUUGCUUAGGUUAAUAUGACACCCAUUCUCGAGAAUUGGGACAAAUCAUGUCCUACCAAUUAAAAAACCCUUCAAAUUAUAACCAAUCAACACACUACUUCUGUUUCAGGAGUGAAACAUUGUGUUUAAAGGAUUUAUGUAUAUGAAAUAAAUAUGAUUUAUAAAUUUUUGUUCGGCUUUCAUUGUUUUUAAACUUACAAACUUGCAUAGUGUCAGAAACAACCUCGUUCCAGACAAGAAUUCAAAACUGUGAACAAUUAAAAAUCUGUUAAAAGCCUUCAAAACCUAAAACUAACAGUACGUAUCAAUAAUAUUGGUGUCAAAAUGCGCUACUAUAUUCAUUUUUGUUUUAAAACAGAUUUUUUAUGAAAAUGUUGGCCCUUUAAAGAUGUGUCCCAGAUUUCUGUCAGCUCCAUCAGAUUUCUACAAAAACAUAAUUUAAACAGUCAUAAAAAGGUGUUAGCUAUAUCACAAGGACUCUUGUGUAAGCUCCUGGUUUCCAAAAAGAUGAGGAUGCUGCUCAAGUACUAGUAAGAUUUCUAUAUUCUGAUAAAUUCAUAAAUCAUAUUGCUGUCAGGUGUGUGUCAACCAUAACAGGUCAGCGCUGUAGCCCUUCUAAAUCCAAACUAAAUAAGAAUUACAAAUUAAAAGUGAGUAUUUUGAUGAGCAUUAAGAGAACUCUGAGAAACUUUGAAAAAUUAAAUGGCUCCUCACUACAACUGCAGUAAAAUUAUUAACUUAUCGUCAACUCUUCAAGAAGAAAUUCAAUCACUGGGAGGUUAGCCCAUUACAAGGUUUAAUAGUCAAGACUUUGAUUUUUUUUGAAUUGUAUGCUCCCAGCCUAAUUGAAGA
This is a messenger RNA of Epinephelus fuscoguttatus (brown-marbled grouper), 4385 nucleotides long. It is a transcript of the gene tmem129, whose product is annotated as transmembrane protein 129, E3 ubiquitin protein ligase. The record is from RefSeq and is a predicted model, not a curated record. Bases 35 to 1135 code for a protein of 366 amino acids. Gene Ontology annotation, molecular function: ubiquitin protein ligase activity. The transcript has 7 exons. Gene Ontology annotation, biological process: protein ubiquitination. Gene Ontology annotation, cellular component: membrane; endoplasmic reticulum. Lineage: Eukaryota; Metazoa; Chordata; Actinopteri; Perciformes; Serranidae.